This is a messenger RNA of Prorocentrum cordatum, 441 nucleotides long. Lineage: Eukaryota; Dinophyceae; Prorocentrales; Prorocentraceae. The record is from the annotation of a GenBank genome assembly.
AGGGCUCGAGUCUGGCGCAAGAGAGAGGCAGGUGCCCACGGCCGGGGGCGCGCGGGGGGCCUCAUGAUGGCGCCGGCACCGCACUGCGACGAGGCGGCGAGGGCCACGAGGUCCUCCACCCCGUGGCAGCCUGACGCGAAGCCGAUGGACGCCAAGCUGAUGUCCACGCGAAUGCACAGCCUCGCGAGCUCCCUGACUUCCGCCGGGGACGACGUCUGCUCGUGGGGGGGCUCCGCCGAGGACGACGAGGUCGGGGAGGCCUGCGUGUUCAUGCCGAACGGGUCCUGGAGCUUCUGGGCCGCCUUCUCGCUCGACGGCCACAUGGAGGAGGAAGAGGAGAAGCAGGACGGCGCUCCGCUGCUCUUUGAGUACCAGCUAUUUGGGCUCGAGGGCAUCGACGAGCCGCCGGCCACCGCCGUCGCGGCCCGCGGGGAGGCGGCC